CCUUCCGGGGCCGCGCUCGGCGCGGGGGGCGCGGGCAGCCCAUGCGAGCCCGGGGCGCCCAGGAUGCGGGCGCCGGCCAGGGAGCUCUUCCGGGACGCCGACUUCCCGGCCUCGGACUCCUCGCUUUUCUCCAGCUUCUCCACGCCGCUGGCCCAGUUCCGCGAGGACAUCACAUGGAGGCGGCCGCAGGAAAUUUGUGCCACGCCCCGGCUGUUUGGAGAUAACCCACUGGAGGGACAGGUGAAGCAAGGGCUGCUGGGAGACUGCUGGCUCCUUUGUGCCUGCGCCGCUCUGCAGAAGAGCCAGCAGCUCCUGGACCAGGUCUUCCCUCCAGGACAGCCGAGCUGGUGUGACCACGCGUACCGCGGCUCCUUUACUUGUCGAAUCUGGCAAUUUGGACACUGGCUGGAGGUGACCGUAGAUGACCGUCUGCCUUGUCUUGCAGGGAGACUCUGCUUCUCCCGGUGCCAGAGAGAGGAUGUGUUCUGGCUUCCCCUACUGGAGAAAGUCUAUGCCAAGGUCUACGGGUCCUACGAGCACCUGUGGGCGGGGCAGGUGGCCGAUGCCCUGGUAGACCUCACUGGGGGCCUGGCAGAAAGGUGGAGCUUGAAGGACUUGGCCAGAACCAGUGGCCAACAGGACAGGCCCGGCGGCUCAGAGCACAGGACUUGUCGGCAGUUGCUCAGCCUCAAGGACCGGUGUCUGAUAAGCUGCUCGGUGCUCAGCCCCAGAGCAGGUGCCAGGGAGCUGGGGGAGUUUCAUGCCUUCAUUGUGUCGGAUCUGCAAGAGCUCCAGGGCCGGGCGGGCCAGAGCCUCCUUCUGCUGCGUAUUCAGAAUCCCUGGGGCCGGCGGUGCUGGCAGGGGCCCUGGAGAGAGGGGGGCGAAGGGUGGAGCCAGGUGGACCCAGCCGAUAAGUCCGAGUUGCUGUCCCAGCUGCAGGAAGGGGAGUUCUGGGUGGAGGAGGAGGAGUUCCUCCGGGAGUUUGAUGAAGUCACCGUUGGCUUCCCGAUCACAGAGGCCGGCUACCUGCAGAGCCUCUACUCAGAAAAGGCGCUGUGCCACACUCAGGAACUGCCUGGGGCCUGGGUCAAGGGGCAGUCGGCAGGAGGCUGUCGGAACAACAGCGGCUUUCCCAGCAACCCCAAAUUCUGGCUGCGGGUCUCAGAACCAAGCGAGGUGUUUGUUGCCGUCCUGCAGAGACCCAGGGUGCGCGCCAUGGGCCGGGCAGGCCGGGCUCGGGCACCGGCGAGGGGCGAGUGUGCCUCGAGGAGCCCAGCCAGCUUCCUGAGCGAGGAUUACCAGGCCGUGGGCCUGCAUAUCUGGAAGGUGGAGAAGCGGCGGGUCAGCCUGCCCAGGGUCCUGUCCACACCCCCUGUUGCUGGCACCGUGUGCCAUGCCUACGACCGGGAGGUCCACCUCCGCUGCGAACUCACACCGGGCUACUACCUGGCUGUGCCCAGCACCUUCCUGAAGGACGUGCCGGGGCAGUUUCUGCUGCGGGUCUUCUCUAGCGGGAGAAUCUCCCUCAGUGCCAUCAAGUCGGCGGCCGGGAGCCCUGCCCCUGGGGAGGCCCUGCCCGAGGGCGAGUGGGAGACGGUACAGCUGCGGGGCUCCUGGAGAAGCGGCCAGACGGCAGGGGGCAGCAGGAACUUUGCCUCCUACCCUAGCAACCCCUGCUUCCCCCUGUCUGUCUCCGAGGGCCCAGGCCCCCGCUGCGUCCGCAUCACUCUGCGCCAGCACUGCCAGGACGCCCAGUGCCAUCCCAUUGGCUUCCACAUCUUCCAGGUUCCGGUGGACGGGGGGAGCCGCAGUGCACCCGGCCUGCUGCUUCAGGAGCCUGUGCUGAGCUGUGUGCCGCAUCGCUACGCCCAGGAAGUGAGCCAGCUCUGCCACCUGUCAGCAGGGACCUACAGGAUCGUGCCCUCCACCUACCUGCCGGAUACGGAAGGGGCCUUCACGGUGACCAUCGCCACCAGGAUAGACAGGCGCUCCAUCCACAGCCAGGAGAGGCUGGGGCAGCUCCUCCGGGAGGCCGCAGAGCUUGCCGGUGACCCUCCACGGUGUCCCUUCACGGCACCUGCACCUGGCUCUGGAGAGAGGCCUUACAGCAGACGAGAGCAGAGUAUAACGAUCUUGUUGAUAACUAUUUAUGUGCAGCCUUUUUAGGAAAUAACUUUAUAAAUAAACAUGAGUACUGAGUGGUUUACA
Lontra canadensis (Northern American river otter) is the source of this 2208-nucleotide messenger RNA. It is a transcript of the gene CAPN10, whose product is annotated as calpain 10. Bases 64 to 2166 code for a protein of 700 amino acids. Gene Ontology annotation, cellular component: cytoplasm. The transcript has 12 exons. Gene Ontology annotation, biological process: proteolysis. Gene Ontology annotation, molecular function: calcium-dependent cysteine-type endopeptidase activity. The record is from RefSeq and is a predicted model, not a curated record. Lineage: Eukaryota; Metazoa; Chordata; Mammalia; Carnivora; Mustelidae.